Messenger RNA from Histoplasma capsulatum G186AR, 390 nucleotides. RefSeq lists its product as uncharacterized. The coding region runs from base 1 to 390 and encodes 129 amino acids. The transcript is spliced from 2 exons. Lineage: Eukaryota; Fungi; Ascomycota; Eurotiomycetes; Onygenales; Ajellomycetaceae. The record is from RefSeq and is a predicted model, not a curated record.
AUGUGCCACCUGCGUUGGCUUGAAGUAACCUUCCUUCCAGACCCAGUCCAAGUUAAGGACGGGCAUAUCUGGGAUAGAUAUCUCCAUCGGCCAUCGGAGGUUGGGACUGGUCGAGGCUCCAGAGUCAAAAUGAUUAAAAGCCAAAAACCGAGAACGGUGAGAUCGAUUUUCCCGAAAGUUUCCCGAAGUGCAGCCUCUGCUGAAAUACUACAGCAUACUGUACAAGAUCUGGUAUACGUAUUAGAUCCUGGUCACAGAGCAGUUACCAGGGUUUUGAAUUGGCCAGACGCCGUCAGUAACUUUCCCCCGCAUGAUCUCCGGCCCAAAUCGCAUUCCAGAUUAUUUCAGAAGCGAUUUAACAUGGAGCUACCGUACGGUUGCCUGUCUUGA